AUGAUCCAAUUUUUGCGGAAGAAACUCAUCACCAAAGCUGUCUUGUUGGCAGACCCAUCACGUUGCAAAAACUUUGUGGUGGUAGUGAUCUAUGGUUUUCUGUCAAGGCUUGCAUUUGUUAAGCAUGGAGACACAACAUGGACCAACCUCAGCGGUGCAGCUGAUCAAGUCUACCGUGACAUUAUAUGCUACAAUAAUCAGCUUUACGCAUUGGAUGGCAAUCUUUCAGUGAAAGUAUGGGGUUUUCAAGGUCCCUCUGCCAAUGAAAUCAUGACCAUUCCACCUUUGACACUACUAAAAGAUGUUGAUAGUACUCGAAAGUCUUCUAGAGACAUUUGUGUUUCAACGCAGAUCUAUCUGGUGAAGACCUCAAGUGAGCUCUUGUUCAUCGAACGGUUCAUUCGAAAAUCUUUUAAGGAACAUAGUACCAAAGACGGCACACAGACUGUGGUUUGUUCAUUUAGUACAAAGAUGUUUUGUGUCUUCGAGUUAAAUUUGAGAGAGCAAAGAUGGGAAAAGGUGAAAUCUUUGAACGAUCAGGUUCUGUUCUUGGGUGGAAAUCAGUCCAUAUCAUUCUCCGGUCUUGAUGUUUUCAAUCGGUGCAAACCAAAUUCCAUUUAUUUCACGGAUGAUAAAUGGAAUGAUGAGUAUGAUACGAAGUUCUCGUAUGGUGGCCAUGAUGUUGGAUUGUUCAAUUUAGAUGAUCAAAUUAUUACGCAUUUUUAUGAUUCUGAUUUGGAGAAGAUCGAUCCACCACCCUUUUGGAUGACUCCAAAUUCACGGUGA
This is a messenger RNA of Quercus robur (English oak), 786 nucleotides long. Its product is annotated as putative F-box protein At2g04810. The transcript has a single exon. The record is from RefSeq and is a predicted model, not a curated record. NCBI's taxonomy places the organism in Eukaryota, Viridiplantae, Streptophyta, Magnoliopsida, Fagales, Fagaceae. The coding region runs from base 1 to 786 and encodes 261 amino acids.